AUGACUGAGAUACUCCCACACGUGAACGACGAAAUUUUACCAGCAGAGUAUGAACUUAAUCAGCCAGAACCAGAACAUUGUCCUGGUCCAGAAUCAGAGUUGGCAGGUAAGUCCGAUACCUGUGGUAGUUGCGCCAAUAAAGACAUCUGCGAAAGUCUUCCGAAGGGUCCUGAUCCAGAUAUUCCACUAAUCACAGAUAAUUUGUCCGGAAUAGAGCAUAAGAUAUUGGUCUUAUCCGGUAAAGGUGGUGUUGGCAAGUCAACCUUUGCCACGAUGUUAAGUUGGGCACUCUCAGCUGACGAAGAUUUACAGAUAGGUGCUAUGGAUCUAGAUAUAUGUGGACCUUCUCUGCCACACAUGUUAGGUUGCGUUAAUGAGACUGUCCAUGAAUCGAACUCUGGUUGGACACCUGUGUAUGUAGCUGAUAACUUAGCCACCAUGUCUAUUCAAUACAUGCUUCCGAAUGACGAUUCCGCUGUUAUAUGGAGAGGCACAAAGAAAAAUCUGCUGAUAAAGAAAUUUUUAAAAGAUGUUGAUUGGGAUAAGCUUGAUUACUUGGUGAUUGACACACCUCCGGGAACAUCUGAUGAGCAUAUUUCAAUAAACAAGUACAUGAAGGAAUCUGGCAUAGACGGUGCGCUUGUAGUUACUACCCCCCAAGAAGUAGCUUUGCUGGAUGUACGUAAAGAGAUUAAUUUUUGUAGAAAGGCCGGUAUCAAUAUCCUUGGGCUAGUGGAGAAUAUGAGUGGAUUUGUCUGUCCAAACUGUAAAGGAGAAUCUCAAAUAUUUAAAGCCACUACAGGAGGAGGCGAGGCGCUCUGUAAGGAAUUGGGAAUCAGAUUUUUAGGUUCUGUUCCCUUAGAUCCAAGAAUUGGCAAGAGUUGUGACAUGGGUGAAAGCUUUCUAGACACCUAUCCUGACAGUCCCGCUUCAACAGCUGUACUCAAGGUUGUCGAAGCCCUCAGAGAUGCAGUUGGGGAUAUAUAG
Molecule: messenger RNA, 987 nt
Organism: Saccharomyces kudriavzevii IFO 1802
Lineage: Eukaryota; Fungi; Ascomycota; Saccharomycetes; Saccharomycetales; Saccharomycetaceae
Gene: NBP35
Product: Fe-S cluster-binding ATPase
Exons: 1
Coding region: 1-987 (328 amino acids)
Biological process (GO): iron-sulfur cluster assembly
Cellular component (GO): cytosol
Molecular function (GO): ATP binding; ATP-dependent FeS chaperone activity; 4 iron, 4 sulfur cluster binding
Source: RefSeq, a predicted model, not a curated record